GCCGCCGCCAGUCUUCACUUACUCACUCACUCACACACACACACACACACACACAGAGGGAGCCUCAUGCUGUGAACACACUCGCGCGUGUGUGAAGGUGUGAGUGUAGAAGUGUGUGUGUGGGUGGCGUGUCUUGACUUGAGCCGCGCUGUGGACCCACCUGACCCCCGGAGUGGCUUUAAUUAAUUAGUAAUUACAGUAAGUCAUUAUGGCAGAGGCGCCGCAGCAGCAGCAGCAGCAGCUUCACCCGCUGGACUCGGACCCGGAUUUCGAGCCUUUCUGCCGCCCGCGCUCCUGCACCUGGCCCCUGCCCAGACCCGAGUCCUCUCCCGCGGCUACUGGAGCGGAGGGCGAGCCGCGGGACCUGGGCUUCAUGGGCGGCUUGAGCUUGGCCCUGCUGGAGGAGACCGAGACGGAGACGGAGGACAGCAGGAAGGCGCGCGGGUUCGGGAGCGAUGACGCGCACCCGCCGCACCCGCACCCGCACUCGCACCUGCAGCAUCAGCAGCAUCAGCAUCCCGCACCGGCCGCAGCCCAGGUGCAACAGGUGCCGCAGCAUCAGCAGGUGCAGGUGCAGCCUCUUUCCUCAUCCUCGUCCUCUACCUCCUCGUCCUGCUCAUCCUCCUCCUCCUCAUCAUCAUCGUCCUCGUCCACGUCGUCCGCGCAGAGGAAGAGCAGCUCGUGCCGGAGGAACGCCUGGGGGAACAUGUCGUACGCGGACCUGAUCACGCAGGCGAUCGAGAGCGCGCCGGAGAGACGCCUGACCCUCGCGCAGAUCUACGAGUGGAUGGUCAAGAGCGUGCCGUACUUCAAGGACAAGGGGGACAGCAACAGCUCAGCCGGGUGGAAGAACUCGAUCCGUCACAAUUUGUCUCUGCACAGCCGAUUCGUGCGUGUUCAGAACGAGGGCACAGGGAAAAGCUCCUGGUGGAUGCUGAACCCUGAAGGAGGAAAAAGUGGUAAAUCUCCGCGCCGCAGAGCCGCCUCCAUGGACAACAACAGCAAGUUCACCAAAAGCCGCGGCCGCGCCGCCAAGAAGAAGGUGGGGCUGGACGGCGGUUCGAGCAGCCCUGGUUACUCCAAGUGGCUCGGCAGUCCCAACUCUCACAGUAACGAUGAUUUCGAGCCGUGGGGAACAUUCCGGACGAGGGCCAGCUCGGACGCGAGCACACUGAGCGGGCGGCGCUCGCCGUUCCUCCCCGAGGAGGACGUCGGUGAGGGAGGGGAGCACCACCUCGGAUACCAGGCCCCUAAAUUAGCCUCUAAACUGCCGAGCCUGUCUGAAGUGACGGGUUCUUUCAGCUCGAAGAACCUGAUGAUGGAGAACCUGUUAGAUAAUCUUAACCUGGUUUCGCCCAAGAACAGCCCGGAUGCUCCGAGCACACAGUACGCCCCCUACAGCACAGGCCAGGACUUCCACAAGUGGCAGAGUGGAAUUAGCAUCAAUGCUAUGACCAUCCAGACUAUGUCAGACAGCAAACCGGUCCAUUAUAACCCCUACAUAGGGCAGUUUAAUUGCCCUACUGGGCUUUUAAAGGAACUCCUAAGUAACGAUGGGGAACACAGAGGAGAUGUUUUGCCCCCCAUGGAGGCCGCAGGGCCACAAGUAGGGAGAGUUUUACCUCCCUAUGGUGCUCAAGGGCACAUGGGGCAAGCAGGAAAAGUGAUAGGCUCACAUACACACACUCACACACACUCUCAUACACACACCUCUACACCAGUGGGCAUGAACAGGUGUGCCCUCCUGCCUCAGGGACAUCUCGGUCGUCAUGGCAACAUGAAGCCAUACCCUCACCUGGCGCACAUGGGAGGAGGAGCAGGAGGAGGAGCCGUCGAGUCGGCGCCGUCCAGUUACUGCAUCGUCAACGGCAACGGUUUCCACAGACACGCUCCCGUCCUGCCGCAUCAUCACCACCAUCACCACCACCACCACCUGGAGCGGUUGCCUAGCGACCUGGACGACAUGGCCAUCGAGCGGCUGGAGUGUGAUGUGGAGAGCGUGCUGCACGACACGCUGAUGGAUGGAGACGCGCUCGACUUCAACUUCGACCCGGCCGCCAGCCAACAGGGCUUCACACACACUGCUGUCAAAAGCAACACGCACAGCUGGGUAUCGGGGUGCAGGGACCAGACUGAACAUGAGAACUACGAACGUCCUUCAGGAGGCCUGGAGAACUGGUCCUCAAGACUACAAUAAACAUACACCGAGGUCUGGAGCUUUGGAAGCAACAUAUGAAGAAAUGGGGGUUUAAAACUUUUCUACAGUCCUGUUAAUGGUGUGUGUGUGUGUGUGUGUGUGUGUGUGUUUGAGGGUUUUAAACGUUUUGCUCUGCUUGUAUGGCCUCAUGCACUUAUCAUGUUUUUAACACACUUAUAAUGAUGCAUUUGAGAGUUUUUUCCUCCUGGUGAAGUGAUAUUUUAUAUUUUAUAUUUUACAGUGUCUUCUCUCUUAUUUGUCAGGCUUAUCUUCAUCUCUAAUCCUUCCUUGAUCUUAAAGCAACCACAGAACAUUCAGCGGGAUAUUCCCACUCACACACACACGUACACACACACACACGUUUCUUUCUUUAUCGUGCCUCUGAAAUUGUAUACUUCUUGAAUUUUUUUUAUAUAAGCAGGAAACGCACUGAGGGGGAAAACACAGUUUUAUGACAUAAUUUCUAACCAUUUCUAACCAAUCUGUUAUCACAGUGCUGUGUGUUAUUGUGUAGUAACACUGGGAGAUUAUUUUAUUUUAUUUUAUUUUUAUCUAUUUAUUUCUGACCCAAACUGUUUCGAUGGCACUGAGAUUGAGCACUGCUGUUUUAUUUCUCAUAAAUAUGUAAAUAAUCAUUUUGAAUAUUUCAGAUUUUCCUGUAGGUGUAGUGGUGUUGUGUUAAGUUCCUGUUUUUUAUUAUUAUAUGUUUAUCAUUUGUGUAUAUUAAUUGUGUGUUGAUGGAUCAGAUGUUAAUUAUGAGUUCUGGUCUUUACUACCUGAAGUUUUUUUUUUAAUCAAAAAUCUGAAAUUGUGUAAAAGAUCAAAGUGCCUUUAAGACACAAACACGGAAACGUUAGUGACCAGCGCCGAGCUGUGAUCUAACCGAGACAUCUUACUGAGACAGGAUCUUCUGUAAAGUCCUGACCUACAUCAAUGAUCUUAUAAAAAUAAACAAGUCCCUACAUUUA
This is a messenger RNA of Clarias gariepinus (North African catfish), 3165 nucleotides long. It is a transcript of the gene foxo1b, whose product is annotated as forkhead box O1 b. The transcript has 4 exons. The record is from RefSeq and is a predicted model, not a curated record. Gene Ontology annotation, cellular component: nucleus. Gene Ontology annotation, molecular function: RNA polymerase II cis-regulatory region sequence-specific DNA binding; DNA-binding transcription factor activity, RNA polymerase II-specific. Bases 209 to 2197 code for a protein of 662 amino acids. Gene Ontology annotation, biological process: regulation of transcription by RNA polymerase II. Lineage: Eukaryota; Metazoa; Chordata; Actinopteri; Siluriformes; Clariidae.